UCCAUACAGGGAUGUGAAACACAAAGCACAUGUUGCUGCUCUCCAGGCUCUACACACAAGACCUUUAAGACUUUUUGACACCUCUUGGAGUGUGUGAACUGACUGCUGCUGUUUUUACACAUCAGAACUUCAGACACCAAGGAUGAUGAUGGAUUCCUUCAGGUGCAAGACUUUGACUUUGAUCAUCAUCUGCAUGGCUCUGCAAGAGGGUUGUGGACUCCCCUUAUCAGACCAGGCAGAGCUGCCAGCUCAGGCUCCACAUUCACGACAUGUCAGGACCAAACGCUGCUCCUGUAACAAUUGGGAUGAUAAAGAAUGCAUCUACUUCUGCCACCUGGAUAUUAUCUGGGUCAACACGCCAAGUAAACUCCUUCCGUAUGGUCUGGGGAGUCCCCCGUCUCGCCGCCGCCGUUCAGCCAACCGCUGCAAAUGCCUCAACCCAGCUGAUAAAACUUGCUCCGGCUUCUGUCAAGAAAGCUCUCACGAUCCAAGGAAUGAUAUUGUGAACCCACUGGGAAAAUCUGAAAACACAAACAGGAAGAAACUGCUUGCAUCUUUCAGAUCUGUGGUUAAGUCCAACAUGGCUAUUGCAAAAGACACUGUGUCAUCAAACAAGAACGUGGUUGGAGUCAACAGGCUCAAGAGUAGAACAAGGAGGUAGAGGCCUGAAAGAAAACCAGAAACGGUUCAAUCACCAUGGAUUCAGUCUCAUGGACAGAUUCCUCCUGUAGUAAGAGUCUUACCAACUCUGGGGACGCAGAGAUGGAAAAAUGGAAGGCACAGGAAGCAGUGGAUCAAGCGUCUGAUUAACAAAGCAGAGCUUUGGAAGACUGGCAGCUCCUCAAGAUAGAAGCCCUAAGGCAAUGGUAAUGUUGGGUGGAGAUGUUGAGAGCCAUUUCUUAAACUCUCCUUGGACUUUCCUUAAUAAAAGUCUACAUGGCAAGGAAGGACCUUUCAAAGUCAAGGACAAGUCAAGGAAAGUUCAGGACUAGUGGUUACAAGGACAAAUCAGUGACCAGUCAUUGGGUUUCCAUGGCUAAAGCUCUGCUGGUUUGACUACUCUAUAAGGACAAUUUUAGAUCUACAACUCACCCACACUGAGGACUAUAGGAUCAUUACAUACUCCAAGAGUCAUACAAACUCUGUAUUUAGCUGGAAAUUGUUCAUGUUCAAUCAACUUCCUUGAACCUAUUCUGUCAUUUCUGACCUUUGGUUUGUUUUAAUAUUCCUCUGUAUCAGAGCUGGAAUCUGCUCUCCUGCCUAAUGUUUAUGGCAAAUUAACAAAUAGCCUUUUAAGUAUGAAGCUUACUUGAAAAUGGCAGCUUGAACAGUCUUGGCACACAUUUCCACACUGAAAUGAAGGUCAUCUCUUUGGGAUUUAUCUAACAAACAAUUAGCCUUAUACAAGGUCUAUUGUCAGCUCCUCUACACACACACACACACACACACACACACACACACACACGUUGUAUACCCUCUACUAGCAUAACAACUACAGUAGGUCUAUUGUGUUGGCUCAAGUGUUUAUUGCAUAGCUCCUGUUUAAUGUUUUGAUUGAAGAUAAGCCAGAGGGUUUCAAUGAUGUGCAGCUUGCCAAAAAAUGCAACAAUUGUUAUUCUCCCCUGACAAAUGUCAAGUUCUCUGUAUUAGCUACAGGGAAAUGUUGACUGUUGUUAUGCACUUCAAAAGCUAUCUGUGGCCUACACUUUUUAUGUGUCCUACAUCCAUUCACUCCAUCUGCCCUGUUUGACUGCAGGCACCAGGAGCUAACAGACACAUGGAAAUAUAAACCUUCAUUGUAAUUAAAAAUAUUUGUCCUCAAAGCUGUACACUAUGAACAGUUUGCCAGCUUAGAAGUUUACUUUUGAAUGCUGAAUGAUUCAAUGUAUUUAUUAUCUAACUUAUUCAGAGAUGUAUUUAUAUUUGUAUGAAUGAUGAACUGUGUAUGGGAAAAUAAAAUGCAAAAAAAAUUUCUUUGUCAAAA
Molecule: messenger RNA, 1984 nt
Organism: Lates calcarifer (barramundi perch)
Lineage: Eukaryota; Metazoa; Chordata; Actinopteri; Centropomidae
Product: endothelin-2
Exons: 5
Coding region: 143-661 (172 amino acids)
Biological process (GO): regulation of vasoconstriction; regulation of systemic arterial blood pressure by endothelin; intracellular calcium ion homeostasis
Cellular component (GO): extracellular region
Molecular function (GO): hormone activity; endothelin B receptor binding
Source: RefSeq, a predicted model, not a curated record